Messenger RNA from Mya arenaria, 1420 nucleotides. RefSeq names its product scavenger receptor cysteine-rich type 1 protein M130-like. Gene Ontology annotation, cellular component: membrane. The coding region runs from base 1 to 1011 and encodes 336 amino acids. NCBI's taxonomy places the organism in Eukaryota, Metazoa, Mollusca, Bivalvia, Myida, Myidae. The record is from RefSeq and is a predicted model, not a curated record. The transcript is spliced from 4 exons.
AUGAAACAUGUGCACUGCAGGUCACACCCCUCUGUAAUGCGUAGCCUCGGCCACGAAUAUAAUACUGCUGAUAUGCCUAUCUGGAUGAACUCCGUGGAGUGUAGGGGCCUGGAGAGAUAUAUAUCGGAAUGUGACCACGAGCCAUGGGGCCAACACGACUGUACACAUGACGAGGACGUUGAUCGAGGUGCGCCCGAGGAGACGGCAGCAGUGCGGUUAACGGGCGGUUCGUCACCCAAGGCCGGCCGGCUGGAGGUGUACCACAGCCACCAGUGGGGAUCCGUCUGCGACGACGGUGUCACUUACAACCUCGCACGAGUCGUGUGCUCGCAGCUUGGAUAUCACACGUCACAUCCAACUCUAACGCCUUACCAUAGCAACGAAUAUACUACUGCUGAUAUGCCUAUAUGGCUGGACUCCGUGCUGUGUAGAGGCCUCGAGAGACACAUAUCGGAAUGUUACCACGAGCCAUGGGGCCAACACGACUGUACACAUGACGAGGACGUUGGUAUCAAUUGCAGUGAUCCUGAGGAAUCCGACAGCAGCUCAACCGGGUCAACUUCUACCGUAGGAAUUUUGCUGGGUGUCUUCAUACCCAUAGGAAUCAUUACCGCUGUGAUUAUUAUUUGCAAGUGUAGGAAGAAGCGCGGUGAGACCACGCAGGCCGGCCGUCACCAGCAGUCUCAGGAACAGUUCACACCCUAUCAGUUGCGGCAAAUGACCAAUGUGGCUUACGCCAGUUCUUCUAGGGAUGACGCUGUACGCGGAAACGUCCCACUGGGAGACACCCGUACAGCGGUAUCGUCCAAUCCGCCCGAGUAUCAUAGUAUUUCCUUUAAUCGAGGUAUUCCCUUAAAUUCGUUAUCGCAUAAUGGACAAACAAACAAUGGGUAUUUGUCUGAAUCCAGUCACGCACAGGAACAUAACGCCACAGAUUUGACAGAAACCCCCGAACUGCCGUCUUACGAAGACGCGAUGAGUAACCCAGAUGUGUUUAAAAUCCACAUGUGAAUUGCAUAUUCUUUUGUGUAUUAACAAAUUAUAAACAACAAUUAUGUUCUUUUCUUCAUUACUCGAGGAAAUAAAAAUAUAUCCAUCUAUCGUCAGGGAAGGUUUGUGCUUAUUCUGUCGUAUAUAGUUGUUUGUAAAUGAAACAUGUAUAUGCUACCUUUCAAAAGACAACGGCACUCAGUUGGUCCGGGUCAAAUGUCUGUGAUAACUUUAUGUUCUGUGUUAACAACUUUAUAUAAUGUAAAUGAUUAUCGCUCGUUUCUAUGUAGUAUUGUAAUAGCAGAACUCUCCCGUAAUGUAUUAUUGUAGGUAAUAUAUACAUCCUCUUCCGGAGAUUUUGAUAACUUGUAUAGUAUUGAUACAUCUGUUUGAAACUAAGUCACUGCUUGACAUUAUUAUAUCAAUGUAG